This is a messenger RNA of Quercus lobata, 1359 nucleotides long. It is a transcript of the gene TBL34, whose product is annotated as TRICHOME BIREFRINGENCE-LIKE 34. Lineage: Eukaryota; Viridiplantae; Streptophyta; Magnoliopsida; Fagales; Fagaceae. The transcript has 5 exons. Gene Ontology annotation, cellular component: Golgi apparatus. The record is from RefSeq and is a predicted model, not a curated record. Gene Ontology annotation, molecular function: O-acetyltransferase activity. The coding region runs from base 47 to 1246 and encodes 399 amino acids.
CCAGAAUCCCACACACAAAGGCAUAGGAGAGAGAAAGUUGAUUGGAAUGGCAAAGAAACACCAAAUAGUUCUUGGAAUAUGGGGAAUCAGAAGCAGCUUCCGUUCCCUUAUAGCCUUACUUGUGACUAUCCUAAUAAUCACAGCAGUUUAUCUCAGCCAAGAUAGUGGAAGAUUCUUUGAAAAUAGAACCAAUGUUGAAUUGUCACAGUGCAAUUUGUUUUCAGGUAAAUGGGUGUUUGAUAACCAAAGUUACCCUCUAUACAAAGAGAAGGAAUGCACCUAUAUGUCUGAUCAAUUGGCUUGUGAGAAGUUUGGAAGAAAAGACUUGAGCUAUCAGAACUGGAGGUGGCAACCUCACCAAUGUAACCUCCCUAGGUUCAAUGCCACAGCGUUGCUGGAGACGCUAAGGAACAAGAGGCUUAUAUUUGUUGGGGAUUCACUGAAUAGGGGCCAGUGGGUUUCGAUGGUCUGUCUGGUCGAUUCAGCAGUCCCUCCAACGCUUAAAUCCAUGCACACCAAUGGCUCAUUGAGCACCUUUAAGGCCACUGAAUACAAUGCCUCCAUUGAGUUCUACUGGGCUCCAUUGCUAGUGGAAUCAAACUCUGAUGAUCCAUUGAACCACCGAGUACCAAAUAGAACUGUCAGAGUCAAGGCAAUUGAAAAGCACGCUAGGCAUUGGACUGAUGCAGACAUACUCGUCUUUGAUUCCUACCUGUGGUGGAGAAGGCCCACAAUGAAAGUUCUGUGGGGAUCAUUCGAGAGCCCAGAUGGGAUAUAUAAAGAAGUUGAGAUGCUUCGCGUCUAUGAGAUGGCUCUAAGAACAUGGUCUGAUUGGUUGGAAUUUCAUGUCAAUCCAAACAAGACCCAAUUGUUUUUUGUUAGCAUGUCACCAACUCACGAAAGUGGUGAAGAUUGGGGUGAUGGUGAAAAUUGUUACUCAGAAACAGAGCCAGUUUUGAAAGAGGAAUUUUGGGGAAGUGACACAGAUCCAAAAACGAUGCGUGUAGUUGAAAAUGUGCUAGACGAUUUGAAAACAAGGGGUGUAGAUGUACAAAUGCUCAACAUUACACAACUCUCAGAAUAUAGAAAAGAAGGCCAUCCAUCAAUCUAUAGAAAGCAAUGGGAACCUCUAACCGAAGAACAAAUAUCAGACCCAAGUACUUAUGCAGAUUGUAUACAUUGGUGUCUCCCUGGAGUACCAGAUGUGUGGAAUGAGUUCUUGUAUGCUUACAUUGUUCAUCAAUGACAAAUUGGAAUUAAAAAUAAAAUUCAAGAAAAGUUUGUACUUCUUUUUCAAUUUUAAUUGUAAGUUUUUUAUUUGGGUUCAAGCGUGGUAAAGUCAUCUUUUGUUGUGAUAAC